Messenger RNA from Pygocentrus nattereri (red-bellied piranha), 945 nucleotides. Its product is annotated as olfactory receptor 52K2-like. Gene Ontology annotation, biological process: G protein-coupled receptor signaling pathway. Bases 1 to 945 code for a protein of 314 amino acids. The record is from RefSeq and is a predicted model, not a curated record. Gene Ontology annotation, molecular function: G protein-coupled receptor activity; olfactory receptor activity. The transcript has a single exon. Lineage: Eukaryota; Metazoa; Chordata; Actinopteri; Characiformes; Serrasalmidae. Gene Ontology annotation, cellular component: membrane.
AUGCAAGCUAACCAUUCUAGCAUUUCACUGCUUUUGCGCAUGGAAUCUCUUGACAUCCCUCAGACUGGCAUAUUACCCACCUUCAUCAUGGGGGUUGUUGCCUACUGCUUCAUUCUCACCUGCAACCUCACCGUUUUGCUGACCAUUGCUCUCGACAACAAACUCCACAAGCCCAUGUAUAUUCUCCUGUUCAAUCUGCCAGUGAAUGAUCUGAUAGGAGCUACAGCUCUUUUUCCACAGCUUAUUGCCAGCAUUCACCUGCAGAACCGCAACAUCUCCUUCCCAGCCUGUGUGUUCCAGGCACUGAUGGUUCAUCUGUACUGUGGUGGAACUCUCAUCAUCCUUACUGUUAUGGCUUAUGAUCGCUAUGUGGCCAUCUGUCAGCCACUACAUUAUCACACUGUCAUGACUCCCCGCAACCUGAGGAGAAUGACUGUAGGCAUAUGGCUCACUGAUGUGGUCUUGAUAGGGGUUUUAUUCCUCAUGCUGACCCCUUUUAGCUUCUGUCAAAAUCUUAUUGCUGAUAUGUACUGUAAUAAUCCCUCUAUUAUGAAACUGACUUGUGAGAUCACCACUGUCAAUAAUGCCUAUGGACUGUUCUUGUCUGUGUUCCUACAGGGAGUAUCUACCAUUGUGGUUAUAUUCACCUACAUUCAGAUUCUAAAGACCUGUCUGCUCAAUAAGCAGGCUGAUACCAAAAGCAAGGCCAUUCGGACCUGUGCAACACACUUAGUGGUGUUUAUUGUGUUUCAAGUCACCACAAUCUUCUCAGUUCUGUCUCACAGAUUCAGUCAAGUGUCCCCCUAUCUGCGGAGAUCUGUGGGCAUGUCCAUUUUAGUUUUUCCUCCAAUCCUAAAUCCGCUUAUAUAUGGCCUCAACACUAAAGAAAUAAGAGAGAAAACAAUGUUUCUCUUUAUUAGAAACAAAAUAACCUUCACCAAAUAA